CGCGCGCCGGCAAGAUGGCGGCUGCAGCGGGCUCGUUGCGGGGUCUGCGCCGCCUGUGCCGAGUGCUGCUCUUCCUCUCGCAAUUCUACAUUCUGUCGGGCGGUGAGAGUACCGAAAUCCCACCUUAUGUGAUGAAGUGUCCAAGCAAUGGUUUGUGUAGCAGACUUCCUGCAGACUGUAUAGACUGCACGACAAAUUUCUCCUGUGUCUAUGGGAAGCCUGUCACUUUUGACUGUACAGUGAAACCUUCUGUUACCUGUGUUGAUCAAGACUUCAAAUCCCAAAAGAACUUCAUCAUCAACAUGACUUGCAGAUUUUGCUGGCAGCUUCCUGAAACAGACUAUGAGUGUUCCAGUUCCACCAGCUGCAUGACAGUGUCCUGUCCUCGGCAGCGCCAUAUUGCCAACUGCACAGUGCGGGACCACAUUCAUUGCUUGGGUAACCGUACUUUUCCCAAAAUGCUGUAUUGCAAUUGGACUGGAGGCUAUAAGUGGUCUACUGCUUUGGCUCUAAGCAUCACCCUUGGUGGGUUUGGAGCAGACCGUUUCUACCUGGGCCAGUGGCGAGAAGGCCUCGGCAAACUCUUCAGCUUUGGUGGCCUGGGAAUAUGGACACUAAUAGACGUCUUGCUAAUUGGAGUUGGCUACGUUGGACCAGCAGAUGGCUCUUUGUACAUUUAGCUGUGGUAUGUGCUUCAGAAAAGAGCAGUGCUUAGAAAAAGUCCUUUUGCCUGUGGGGGUUGAUGUGGUGUGAGUAAUGUGUUUGUAUGUUUUAAUGUACAGCAUCUGUACUUUGCUUGCCUUGAUGAAGGUAAAAUAAAGAAAUGAAACACUGAACCAUGCUAAUCUGGGAUUCGUUUUUAUUUGCCUGAAACAUUUUUUUUCUAUGAAAAAAUUUAAACUUAUUUAAGCCAGAAGGACAAAUUUUGCAGUGAUUUAAAGUCCAUUUAAUUCCUGAUUUUAGUUUUGUAUUGCUUAAGUCAAACUGUAUCACUUGUAUCUCCAGCUUGAAUGUAAUGUGUCUUGAAAAGUCUUUCAGCUGUGAUUGCAGGAAAUGGGAAGAAUUUUUAUUCUAUUAGCUAAAUAAAGUUAUCUACCUAAAGAUGUGUAAGCUUACCAAUGUAAUAUCUAUGUAGUAUGAUCUUUAUAUAUGAUUGUUUGAAGUAAACCACAGAGCUUUUGUGUCUAGUUGCUGUGAUUUGAAUUUCGUUAGUAAUAUAAAAGGUUGAAGAGUACAGAAAAAUUAAUAAAACUGCAAAUUACUCUAAGAAA
This is a messenger RNA of Cynocephalus volans (Philippine flying lemur), 1271 nucleotides long. RefSeq names its product TM2 domain containing 3 (gene TM2D3). The transcript is spliced from 5 exons. Lineage: Eukaryota; Metazoa; Chordata; Mammalia; Dermoptera; Cynocephalidae. Bases 15 to 680 code for a protein of 221 amino acids. The record is from RefSeq and is a predicted model, not a curated record.